Westerdykella ornata is the source of this 762-nucleotide messenger RNA. RefSeq lists its product as uncharacterized. The coding region runs from base 1 to 762 and encodes 253 amino acids. NCBI's taxonomy places the organism in Eukaryota, Fungi, Ascomycota, Dothideomycetes, Pleosporales, Sporormiaceae. The record is from RefSeq and is a predicted model, not a curated record. The transcript has a single exon.
AUGGCCUUCUCCCCCUCGGCACCCACCGUCGCCACCAGACGCGGCAAAUCCUCCCUCCCCCUCUCCUCCCCCCACCUACUACCGGCCUCCCCACCCAUGACUCCCAUGUCCCCAACCCUCAUGUCUCCCCCCAUGACGGCCAAAUCCUUCGGCACCUUCAUCGACUCGGCCCCCUCGACGCCCGCUUACUCCCCCCGCACUGGAGGCGCCGGCUGGGACGGCUCGACCCUCAUGUUACUCUCGCCGGCCUCGACCACACCGUCGAGCCCGCCAGAACCGGAAUGGGAAAUGUUGGCUCCUGUGAAGCAGGAAAGACCAAGCCAGGACCCACCACCACCACCACGUAUGAGUGUGGGUAGAGCGGGGAAAUAUGUCGAGUGGAAGGGUUCAGGGACGGCGUUGGCAUCGCAUCCUGUUUACAGGAGUGGCCAGGAGGUGCCGCCGCGGAGGGAGGAGUAUUGGGCACCUUCCGCAGAAGAGGAGGAAGAGAAACUCGACAAUGCCGGUGAUACUGGCCGUGAGAGCAGCAAAGAAGAGCAGCAGGGUGCACAAUCGGCGGCCGCGCCGCUGGAACGAAUCGCUACGCGGAUGAAGUCGAUCCUGAGACGGCCCCGGGGGAAGACGGUGACGGACAACAAGAAGAGCCCGUCGUCGUCUUCCUCGUCGCCGUUGUCGGCGUGGUCGGAGAACAAGCUCGAUAAGAGAAGGAGAAAGUAUCAGGAUCUGGAUUACAUGGAGGAUGUGCAUUGGACCGAGAUGUGA